GGACAACACCGCUGUUACGUAUGGCGCAAGCCCUACGCGCAAACGUUGUGGAAUAUAAAAGAGGACGCAACUUCUAUUUCGGCAUCAGUUUGAUCUGUUCCAGCAAUCACAACUCAUUCACAACAUGAAGUCCUUCAUCGCUAUUUCCGCCCUUGCCGCCGUCGCUUUGGCCGACAACGCUCCCUACCGUCCCGCCCCUUACAUCCCCGCCCCUUCCUACAAGGAGGAGCCUGCUGUCUACCAGUACCAAUACGCUGUGGCUGAUGACUAUGCUGGAGUUAACUUUGCUCAAAAUGAGGCCCGUGAUGGUUAUGCCACCAAUGGCGAAUACCGUGUUGCCCUUCCCGAUGGCCGCACCCAAAUUGUGACCUACAAUGUGGCUGAUGCUUACUCCGGAUAUGUUGCUGAUGUGCGAUAUGAUGGAGAGCCCAAGUACGAGUCCUACAAGCCCGCCCCUGCUCCUUACAAGCCCGCCCCUUACAAGCCCGCCCCUUACAAGCCCGCUCCUUACAAGCCCGCUCCUUACAAGCCCACUCCUUCUUAUUCUGCCUAAGAAUCUAUCUCUCAGAAGUUUUCUCUUAUUUAUUGUUGGCAAUAUUUAUGUGAAAAUACACCUUGAUACAUUCUGAAACAUCAAGAUGCAUUGAAAGCUGG
Molecule: messenger RNA, 654 nt
Organism: Tigriopus californicus
Lineage: Eukaryota; Metazoa; Arthropoda; Copepoda; Harpacticoida; Harpacticidae
Product: adhesive plaque matrix protein-like
Exons: 2
Coding region: 125-553 (142 amino acids)
Cellular component (GO): extracellular matrix
Source: RefSeq, a predicted model, not a curated record